This is a messenger RNA of Micromonas pusilla CCMP1545, 3727 nucleotides long. RefSeq lists its product as uncharacterized. The record is from RefSeq and is a predicted model, not a curated record. Gene Ontology annotation, biological process: proteolysis. Bases 1 to 3666 code for a protein of 1221 amino acids. NCBI's taxonomy places the organism in Eukaryota, Viridiplantae, Chlorophyta, Mamiellophyceae, Mamiellales, Mamiellaceae. Gene Ontology annotation, molecular function: serine-type peptidase activity; protein binding. The transcript is spliced from 11 exons.
AUGUCAACUCAUCACGCCGCCGCCGCGUCCACCGACGGGUACUACCGCUACCCCGCGCUGCACGGCGACACGCUGCUGUUCGUGUGCGAGGACGACAUCUACGGCGUCCACGCCACCCUGGGCGGGCGCGCGCACCGCGUCACGGACGCCCCGGGGCCAGUCCGACGGCCCGUGAUCAGGCGCGUCGAGACUAAAACGAAUUCGCACUGCCCCGACGGCGCGCUCGUCGCGUUCACCGUCUCCGAGCCCGACGGCCACGAGGAGAUCUACGUCGUGAGCGUCGAGGGCGGGCGGAUGCGACGGCUGACGCGCGCGGGCGCGGACUUCGCGCGCGUCGCGACGUGGUCGGAGGACGGCGAGGUAGUGUACUUCGUAACGUCCGCGUCGCGGGCGUUUCCGGACGACGACACCCUGUGGCGCGUGCCCUCGCGCGGCGGCGCGCCGGAGAAGAUGACGCUCGGCCCCUUUCGACCGACGCCGGCGGCGACCGACGGCGCCCCCCCGCGCCCCCCCGCGCGGCUGAUCGGGCGGCACACGGAAGACCCGUCGAUCGCGCACUGGAAAGGGUACCGCGGCGGCGCCGGCGGCGAGGUCUGGCUGGACGUCGAGGGCGUCGGCGAUUUUAAGGCGCGUUCUAUACACUGCAACGGCUCUUCUUCGUCCGACGCGACCGUGCUCCGGGCGACGCUGACGCCGCGCGCGACGGCGCCGGGCGAAGCGCACGGCGCGCGGCACCCCGCCGCGGACGCGUCGCAACGCGCGGACGCGACCGAGUCGCCCCCGCUCAGGGUGGCGUUCGUCGCGGGCGGACGGCUGUUUAUGUCCGAACUUGCGUCCGACAGUAGUGCCGCGUGUACGACGAAAGAGAUCGCGGUGCAGUGGACGGGCGCGAAGAGCGAGCUCGAGAGACGCGCCGUCGACGAGCCGUCGGAGUUUCUCCAAGACUGGAGCCUCCACCCGGAGGGGCUCACCCUCGCGACGACGAUCCGCGGCAGGGCGUUCACGAUGGGCCUGUGGGACGGGCCCGCGUUGAGUUACCCCUUCGCCCCGCGCGCGAGGCUCGCGUCGUACCUCUGGGACGGUAAGCGGCUCGCGUUCGUGUCCGACGCCACCGGCGAGGACGACAUAGAGAUUCACCGCGAGGACGGCAAAAAGCCCAGGCGCGUUCACGUGAUUCACACUGGUCCCCAUACGACCGCGUUCGCGUUACGCAUGGGGUUGCCGCCCGCGCUCCUCGGUCGGCCGAUCUCCCUCGCGCCGUCGCCGGAGGCGCCGCUUCUCGCGGUGACGAACCACCGGAACGCGUUGCUCAUCGUCGACGUGGACGCGGGGACGUGCCGCACCGCGGACGUCAGCGAAGAGCAAGGCGGGAUAACGCACGUCGCGUGGUCGCCGUGCGGAUGCUGGGUCGCGUACACGAAGAGGGUCGACUCGGAGACGACGUUGAUUCGAAUUUUAGACGCGCGAACCGGCGUGACGCGCGACGCGACGACGCCCGUGCUCGGCGACUGCAACCCGGGCUGGGACCCGGCUGGGGAUUUCCUCUACUUUCUGAGUUCGCGCGAGUUGGAGCCCGCGUACGACGCGCAUCGUUUCGGGCUGAGUUUCCACGGCGCGCACCGACCGCAUUGCGUCGCGUUGCGCGCGGACGUGAAGAACCCUCUCCUCAAAGCGCUGACGCCUCCCGGGGACCACAGCUCAGACAGCGAAGGCGACGGCGACGACGACGGUUCUGAUUCCGACGAUGACGAUUCGUAUGCCGACGGUUCGGAUUCAAACGACGAAGAUAAGUGCCCGCCGAUCGUGAUCGAGUGGGAAGGCUUACGCGACCGCGUCGUCGCGCUGCCCGUCCCCCCCGGGCGGUACGGCCACGUCCGCGGCUUAGACGACGGCAGAUUCAUGUUCGUGAAGUACCCGAUCCGGCGAGGCGGGAGGGACGCCGGCGGCGUCGGCGCGUUGUGUAAGUUUGACGUCCGUCGACUGAAGACCUCGGUGCUGAUCCCCUCCGGGGUGCGGUCCGUCGUCCUCAGCAUGGACCGCCGGUGCAUGCUCGUGGAAAAGUCCGUGGACGGAUACGUCGAGCUCAGAGCGCACAAGGCGGGGACCAAGCCGGACGAGGAGGACAGCGACGGCGAAGACGUCGACGAGGACGCGUUCGAUCGAAGGUCCGGGCUCAUCGACAUCGACGGACGCAUCGCCGCCGAGGUCGACCCGCUCGCGGAGUGGACGCAGGCGCUGCUGGAGACGUGGAGGAUAUGCAGGGACGAGUGGUUCGACGCCGGGAUGGCGCACGGCGACGCGCGCGGCGUCGCGGACUGGGAGGGCGCGUUGACGCGACACGCGAGGCUGCUUCCCCGAGUCGCGUCCGUCGCGGAGUUGUCGGACGUGUUGCGCGAGAUGACCGCGGAGCUGCGGUCGUCACACGUCCACGUGAGCCUCGGCGACGCCGGGUCGACCGCGCGCCGACGUUCGCCCGCGCCCGGGCGGCUCGGGUGCGACCUCGUGUGGGACGCGAAGAUGCGUGGGUAUCGAAUCACGCACAUCGUCGGCGGCGAUCAGUGGGACGAUCUCACCGGGGGGGCGCUGCGCAAGCCGGGGUUGAAUGUCGCGGUCGGGGACGCGAUCGUCGCGUUGAACCGCGUGACGUUGACCGAGGAGGUGGGCGUGGACGAGGUGUUGACCGGGAAGGGCGGCGCGGAGGUGAUGGUCACGUUCAAGCGCGGCGACGUCGUGUCCGUCCGCGUGCGCGCGAUGCACAGCGAGCUCGACGCGCGGUACAGGGACGCGGUCCGAGACCGCACCUCGAGGGUGGCCAAAUUAGGAAAAGACCAAGUCGGGUACCUCCAUCUGCCGGACAUGGAGCGCACGGGGUACUCAGAGUUCUGGCGGCACUUCCCGCGCGAGGUGAAGAAAGGCGCGCUGAUCGUUGACCUCCGCGGGAACGCGGGCGGGCACAUCAGCGAGCUGCUCCUCGCGAAGCUCGCGCAACGACCGCUGGCGUGGGACUACCCGUCGCACGCGUGCGGCCCGCUCGUCGUCCUCGUCGACGAGAACACCGGCUCCGACGCGGAGCUCGCCGCGGAGGCGUUCCGCGCGCUCGGGCUCGGGGUCGUGGUCGGGUGCAGGACAUGGGGCGGGCUGCUGACGACGAGCGAGUCGUACGGCCUCGUGGACGGCGGCGAGGUGUCGCUGCCGCAGUCCAACGUCGCGCUGUUUAGGGACGAAAAAAACCGCGGCGUGACCCCGGACGUGGUCGUGCGCAUCUCGCCGACGGACCACGCGUUGGGCCGCGACCCGCAGCUCGACGCCGCGGUGGAGGAGGCGACGCGUUUGUUACGGGAGCGUCCGCCGCCGAAACCGCCGGGGAAGAAACGCCCGGAGGAUGAGCGUUAUGAUGACGUGACGCGAGCGACGCGCGCCGAGGAAGCGUUCGCGGGCGGGUCGAAGCACCUGAAGCGGUGGCCGUUCAAGACGUUCGCGCCGUUCCCGCAGAGCGACAGCAGCGAAGAGGCCUCUUCGGACGACGAGGACGACGAGGACGCGACGGAAUCCGAGUCGGACUCGGAGCGCGAAGACGCGAACGCUCGGCGCGCCCGCGGCGGCGGCGGCGGAGGAGGAGGAGGACGGAAGUUUAAUAAGCCGAAGGGCGCGAAGCCGAAACGGUGAAGGAAGAACGUCUGAAGUGAUAUUAGUAUUUCAGACGUCCUUGUGAAGGAAGAUGAACGAC